Messenger RNA from Vicia faba (fava bean), 327 nucleotides. The record is from the annotation of a GenBank genome assembly. Lineage: Eukaryota; Viridiplantae; Streptophyta; Magnoliopsida; Fabales; Fabaceae.
AUGAUACAGAGAUUGAAGGGUAGCCUUGGUUCAACAGUAAAGUUGUUCCAUUGCGACCCUGGGGUCAUGGGUUCGAACCCUGCUCAUGUUACAGCCAGAUGUUGUAUAAAAACCACAAAUCUGCUUUAUCAUAUAAAAUUAAGUUACAAUACAACCACAUUAAUGAGCCAAGAGUUGAGCUGUAAAAUUUAUUGCAUGUAUACACCGAGGAAUUUUAGCAUCCUCCUCAAUACAAAAAAUAAAAAUAAAGGAACAAGGAAAAGGAAAACAAAAACAAAACAAAAACUGGAGCACGAAGUUUGUUUGUCGGCUCUAAAAACCAAUUAG